Molecule: messenger RNA, 1467 nt
Organism: Branchiostoma belcheri (Belcher's lancelet)
Lineage: Eukaryota; Metazoa; Chordata; Leptocardii; Amphioxiformes; Branchiostomatidae
Exons: 6
Coding region: 12-887 (291 amino acids)
Source: RefSeq, a predicted model, not a curated record
UCCUGCACGAAAUGGCCACCAUGAUGCUAGCGGCAAUUUUCGUCGUUCUGAGUCUGAUCGCGACACGCGGAUCCGUUGCGCAGUUCCCGGUACAGGGACUGCAGCCUUUGCAGGAUCAAUGCGCUCAUCUUCAAGAGGAAAACUCCCAUCUCACCGGAACUCUGGACCAGCUGGAGUCGUGUGUGCAGGGCUGUCUGAGAAACAGCUUCUUUCAUCAAACUGAUUGUGAACCUGGGAUACUUGCUUACUACCCUCUGGACAACGAUUUCAAGGACCAUUGCAAUGCAUUUCACGCAACGCCGCAAGGGGGCGUCUCGAUCGACCAUGCAACGGGUCAAAAUGGCGCCGCCAGGUUCGAUGGAACAGGAAAGCUGGUGGUAGAUUUUUUCCGGUUGUACCAAUGGGGUACAGCCUUCUCCAUCAGUGUCUGGUUCAAGCGCACCGGAGGCUUCACUACGUAUUCCGGAAUCGUCAACAACGGUUACCACACGACCGGCAGCUGGGAAAUCCGGAUGGGCCGCUCCGGAAGCACAUAUCUCACGCACGAGGAGUUUGGCUGCGGGGUGGUGACGGCGAACAGUCCGGCUACAUGGGACUUUUCGAGCGUCGACGCGCCGAGUCACACCUGGCAUCACGCCGUCAUGACGUAUGAUGGAUUCCGUCUGAGCUUUUACGUCAACAACGAGCCGCAACAUGGGAACGAGAACUGCUGUUCCGGUCCGAUCCUCGCCAGGAACACGCCUGUAACCAUCGGGCAGGCAGGUCCGGGGACGGUUGGGAAUCCGGAAUUCUUCACCGGGCUCAUCGACGACGUCCGUCUCUACGGGAAGGUGCUGAGCACAGAGGAGAUCGCCGCACUUUACAGCCGUGGUGCAGGGAUGAACUAACACUGUUAAAGCUUCAAUAUGUAACAUGAUGUCGACACAAGGAGUAAUUACUCCGUGUAGCUGUUUUCAAUUUCUAAAUUAAAAACACCUUCACUAAUUGUAUCUUGUUUUUUUUGUGCGAAAUAGAUAAAUAGAUAGAUAAAUAAGAAGGAGGUAUCCCUCCUGCAGGAGUAUUGUGGUCGGUCGAUUUUUCUUGUUCGUAGGUAGGGACGAUAGUGUGGUUAGAAACAACUGUGCCGUGCCCGUUGUUUAAGAAUCGGGGCUGAUUUUGAAUGUAUUUGCAGCGAUUGUGUCCAUUGUAUUUCUCUGUAAUUAGGCAUGUGGUGUGCCAUUAUGUUCGUGAUGAUGCACCUUAUUUUUCUUGUUACCGUAGCAGUUUUCAUAUUGAAGUAAAUGCAACACCCAUAUUUUUAUCAUCCCGUGGAAUAGGCCGUAGCUUAAGUACUGUGUGAUAGGUGAGGUUUUGAAAACAGAUAUCAGGUGGUUGUUUUGUAUAAUUGUUUGCGAGUAUCUUUUGAGAUUGUGACUUAUGGUUUGCACCUACUACGAUACCUUGUCAAAUAAAUUACAUGUACCAAAU